This is a messenger RNA of Caenorhabditis briggsae, 771 nucleotides long. The coding region runs from base 1 to 771 and encodes 256 amino acids. Lineage: Eukaryota; Metazoa; Nematoda; Chromadorea; Rhabditida; Rhabditidae. The transcript is spliced from 6 exons. The record is from RefSeq and is a predicted model, not a curated record.
AUGGCAUCCAUCUUGGCAGUAUGUACUGGAGCCGAACACGAACAUCGGACACACAUGUGCUCAACGGAAGGAAACAUCUGCUCAGAGAACGCGGCUACCGUAUGCCGGAACAACACAUGCGUCUCGGCGUGUUCACUUCGAGGGAUGCAGGAGUGCGAGUGCGACGCCGAGGAGGACAACUAUUGCUAUUUGUGCUGCGGAAACUCGGAACAUCAGUGUAUGGCGGCCCAUCAUCAUAAUAUACUACGACCAAACGGUGAACGAUGGGAGCGAGAAGCGUGCUCCAGAUGUCGAAUGCAUGGCGCCGAGCUGGAAGGUCUGCCGUGCGAUGAUACCGACUCGGCGAGACUUUGCAUUGGAGGCCGCUGUUCAAACUCCGUGUGUCAUACUAAAUCAUCAGGUUCCGUGUGUGAUCGAAAAAUGGAAAAAUUAUGCGUCGAUAACACUUGUGAGAACCCAUGUGCUCGAUAUGCACCACAUUUAAUGGUAUGCGAUUGUCCAUCGAUAGAUCAGGAUACAGGAUUUGCGUCAGAAGAUCGAUGUCAACUAUGUUGUUAUGAUUUUAAUUUGAAACCAACAAAUCGACGAUGCCAAAAUGCCUAUCGAAAAUACAAAAUCAUGGAUAUGUUCCAAAAACCAAUCUGGCGUGUCGGUCUAGAAUGUGCCGGUGGAAAAGUAUGCAACAAGUACGGCGUCUGUUCAUCAUCCCAUCUCUCUUUCCUGCUCCCAUUCUUUUUUGUAAUUAUUGUCUCACUCAUCUCACUGUGUUAA